AUGGAAGGAGGCCAGGCUUCUCGAUUCAGAGGUGUUAUUUCAAGGAGGACUGGGAAAUGGGAGGCUCAAAUCACUGUGGACAGAAAGCGAUUGUGGCUCGGAACCUAUGAAACGGAGGUAGAUGCUGCCAUUGCUUAUGACAGAGCCAGUCUAAAGCUUCUUAGGUUUUCCUCACUUAAUUUCCCAUUCACCGUCAGAACUCCUCUAGAGAUGCAGUUUCAAAGCAUGUAUCCUUUUGAAACAAUCAUAUCCAUGAUAAAAAAUGGAACUUAUGCGUAUUUCUUGGGAUAUAAGGCUAAUCUUGCCAGAAGUUUUCUUCCUGGUGUUAGAAGUGGUCAGCGGAGAAUAGUCAAUGCUGGAAUUGGUGGUGGCCCUCGCAAUGAGGUUCAUGAACCAGUUAUGUUGUUCGGUGCUCGAAUUGGUUAA
Beta vulgaris subsp. vulgaris (sugar beet) is the source of this 426-nucleotide messenger RNA. RefSeq names its product AP2/ERF and B3 domain-containing transcription factor At1g51120-like. The record is from RefSeq and is a predicted model, not a curated record. Bases 1 to 426 code for a protein of 141 amino acids. Lineage: Eukaryota; Viridiplantae; Streptophyta; Magnoliopsida; Caryophyllales; Amaranthaceae. Gene Ontology annotation, biological process: regulation of DNA-templated transcription. The transcript has a single exon. Gene Ontology annotation, molecular function: DNA binding; DNA-binding transcription factor activity.